UCUCAACAACCUUGGGGAAGCAAGGGGAAUCUUUGGUGGUCAAUGGUCUUGUAUUUUUAAAAGUCUUUAAAAUUAGGUAUUCCACGGCGAUCGUCAACCCCUACCUUUCAAGUUCCGUUUGGCAGAUACUUUUAAUAGUCUGAUAAGUAAAUAGUGAUAUUUUACGAGAUGCCGCCCGCUGAUAUUACACCCACAAGUGUUUCCGGCUCUUUCGAGCUGGUGCACUGUGUUAAAGCCUUUAAUAGAAUACCAGUGUACGAAUUUAAAUCUAAACAUACAGGCCUCACUGUUGUCAUCACAGAGGUCGACGGUCCUGUCGUUAGUGGUUUUUUCUGUUUAGCUACCGAAGCCUUUGAUGAUGACGGCCUUCCACACACCCUGGAGCAUUUGAUAUUUUUAGGCAGUGAAUUGUACCCGUACAAAGGGGUUUUAGAUUUAUUGGCCAAUCGAUGUUUGGCAUCCGGUACGAAUGCCUGGACUGAUGUUGAUCAUACCUGUUAUACAAUGCAAACUGCUGGAUACGAAGGCUUUUUGUCACUUAUGCCUAUUUAUAUCGACCAUAUUUUAUACCCCAUUCUUUCUGAAGAGGCAUUUAUUACCGAGGUGCACCAUAUAACCGGCACCGGCGAAGAUGCCGGUGUUGUUUACUGUGAAAUGCAAGGCUGUGAGAAUUCUGGUGAAUCGAGACUACAUUUAACAAUGCAACGAAAAAUGUAUCCCGGUAAAUGCGGAUAUUCCUCUGAAACUGGGGGCAUAAUGAAAAAUCUUAGAGAAUCUACCACAAAUGCAAAGGUCAGAAAAUAUCACAAAGAAUUUUAUCGUCCCGAAAAUCUAAGGCUAAUAAUUGUCGGCCUUAUCAAACCCGACGAUGUCUUUCGUGCCUUAGAGCCGGUCGAAAAUAAAAUUAUUGAAAAGGGUGAUCGAGGCCCUUUUACCAGACCGUGGCAAAAUCCCUGUCCGGCUGUUGAGCAGGCAGAAGAUAUUGUAAUAAAAUAUCCCUCGGAUGAUGAAACUUCGGGAAUGGUUAGUGUUUCGUGGCGUGGUCCUUCGGCUGUUAAAGCGAAUGCCGAAGUAAGCGCUUGCGCAAUAUUGCUGAAGUAUUUGACGGAUUUUUCUGUGGCCCCCUUACAGCAGGAAUUUGUCGAAAUCGAUGAUCCAUUUGCAAAUUUGGUCUCGUAUAGUCUGUACGAAAAUUCCGAAACAUGUCUGUACCUAAUGUUCCAAGGGGUACCGAAAGAAAAACUUCAUUUAAUUAAACCAAAGCUAGACACAGUUUUCAAGGCGAUCGUCGAUCAGGAAGAUAUAGACAUGAAACGUUUAAAAUCCAUCAUCAACAGACAAAAGCUCGAGUAUCUCAGCAAUUUAGAGAUUAGUCCCCAUUCGUCAGUCGCAAAUUUAUUAAUUAAUCAAAUGUUAUUCGGGCAUUCCGAGGAAGACUUAAAGCAGCGCAUCAAUCCGUUGGCCCAUUUAGAGAAAAUGGACCAGGAGCCAAAGGAAUACUGGGUACAGUUAUUGUCAAAAUGGUUUGUUAAUAACAUUGUCGUGGCAAUACAAGGCGUGCCGAGUACGGAGGAGCAACAAAAAAUGGCGGCCGAAGAAAAAUCCCGAAUUGAAGCUCAAGUUGAGCUCCUCACCGAAACUGGUGUAGCACAAAAAGCGGAUGAACUCGUGAAAGCUAUCGAGUUCAAUGAAAGACCUCCUCCCGAUUCAAUGUUGACGUGUGUACCAAUUCCUAAUGUGAAGUCGAUUAAUUUCCAUGAAGUAACGCGCUACACCACGCUUUCCUCUAAUCAGAAUCACAUCAAUCUCUCUAAUACGCCCGUUUUUACGUAUUUCGACCACCUAAAAAGCGGCUUCGUUUAUUUAGCCGCGUUAAUGGAUACCUCAAAUGUUCCCAUGGAACUAAGACCGUAUUUACCGAUUCUUCUGGAAACUCUUUUGGAGUCUCCCAUCAAUAGAAACGGCGAAAUCAUUCCGUACGAAGAUGUCAUUGCACAAUUGCAAGACGACACUGUAUCCGCCGGAAAACAACUGGGGCUGUGCGGGUUAGAUUCCGGCCGUUUUCAGUGUGGCAUUUACGCGCACACGGCGUCUAUUAUUUUACAAUUGGAGCCCGCCAAAUUCGAACGUGGUGUUAUUUGGCUGCGCGAAUUACUUUACCAAACCCAGUUUACAGUGGAAAGAUUAAAAAUUAUCGCUGCAAAGAUUAUUAAUGAAGUUGCACAUGCUAAACGUAGUGGGGGAUCUAUGGUUUCCUACAUAAUGAAAGCGCUUCGUUAUGUACCAGAUAGUAAUCAACAAGCAAACGGCGUUUUCAAGCAGCACAAAUUUCUAACUCAACUAGUGAGCGAUUUGGAAGGUCCGAAUUCCGCCGAAGUACUCGCGGUGAUGGAAAAAGUGAGAUCGAUGAUCACGGACCCGUCGAACGUAACCCUGUACUGUGCCGCCAAUUUAGAUUAUUUAGGUGAAAAUCCGGUCGAAGCGUUUAACAACUUGCUAACGCCGGAAUUGAAUUUAAUCGGAACUCAGAAAAGUUUAAAUGUUACUCCGGAUUGGAAACUGUUGUCGCCUCAGAACGAGAAUGGUUUGUCUCAUUGUAUUGUUGGAAUGGGAUGCUUGGAGUCUUCCGAGUUUAGGCAAUCUACCGCGAGCGUGCGUGCCUACGACGAUCCUGAUAUGCCCGCCAUUAUGGUGUACGCGAAUUAUUUAACGCAGGCCGAGGGGCCUUUGUGGAAGCAAAUAAGAGGGAAAGGAUUCGCUUAUGGAUUCAGUAUUACUUUAAAAGUUCACGAAGGUCUCAUGCAUUUAGGAUUUUCACGCGCGACAAAUGUCGUGGGUGCCUAUAAGGAAGCGGCUGAAAUUGUUAAGAAGCAAAUCGAAACCGAGGAAUGGGAUAAUACACUGUUUGAAUCGGCUAAGUGCUCCCUAAUUUACGAGUUCAUCCAAAAUGAAGAAUCGAUCGGAUGUGUUGUGAUGCAUUCGUUGCAAACUUACUUUUUCGGCGUGAAUUACGAAUACAACAGAACCUUAUUGCAAUUGAUAGAUGAGGUCACGAUCAACGAUUUAAACCGUGUAGGCAAGAAAUAUUUCGCGCCACUCUUCAAUCCGUCGCAAGUCAAAACGGCGAUUGUAUGCGAUCCCACUAAGGUUGAAGAAAUUGCAGCCGGAUUCAAACAGUUUGAUAUUAAUCUGAAAGUCUACCCGUCUUUGGAGGACAGCUUUCUUACAGAAAUGUGUUAAAUAAAGUUGAUUUUGUAAUAUUUGCUUAUUGGAUGCAUUUAAAUAACACACAAAUCCUGUUCUCAAUGUGUAGGCUAACUCCUCAUGUAAUCUUGAGUACCUACAUAUUAUUAAUAUCAUUGGAUUGCUACACCAAAAAAUACAAACAGUUGUAAAUAUGAUCAACUAAAAUUAAAUAUAUAUCGUUGUGAUUCUU
This is a messenger RNA of Photinus pyralis (common eastern firefly), 3436 nucleotides long. RefSeq lists its product as uncharacterized. The transcript is spliced from 11 exons. Lineage: Eukaryota; Metazoa; Arthropoda; Insecta; Coleoptera; Lampyridae. The coding region runs from base 169 to 3240 and encodes 1023 amino acids. Gene Ontology annotation, molecular function: metal ion binding. Gene Ontology annotation, biological process: proteolysis. The record is from RefSeq and is a predicted model, not a curated record.